UUCGAGUUUGACAUUUGCUGUCACAACAAAUCGAAGAAGACGAAACGCAUGAUUUGAAUUUCAAUUCCUCCCCACCACGAAAGACCAGCUUUCACCAUGGGCACGGCUAUGUUCGCUCGGGUUACCUUUUACCCAACGCUUCUGUACAAUGUGGUGAUGGAACGGAUGACCAGCAGGCGCUGGUAUGACAGGAUGGAUGAUACAGUCAUCCUGGGGGCACUCCCUUUUACGGGGAUGACAAAACAGUUGGUUGAAGAGGAAAACAUUAAAGGAGUGGUCUCCAUGAAUGAGACAUAUGAAUUAAAGAUAUUCUCCAAUGAUGCUGAGAAAUGGCGUGAACACAACGUGGAGUUUCUGCAGCUCGCCACCACAGACAUAUUCGAAGCUCCCGACCAAGAUAAACUGUAUGAAGGUGUACGAUUCAUUAACAGGUUUCUCCCAGCAGGCUGUAAGCUACCCGGCAUGCCAGCGGAGGGAGUGAACAGUGGCACCGUCUACGUGCACUGCAAGGCGGGCCGCACGAGGAGCGCCACGCUCGUGGGAUGCUACCUCAUGAUGAGAAACGGCUGGUCGCCCGACGAAGCUGUGGAAUACAUGAAGGCCCGCCGUCCCCACAUACUGCUGCACACCAAGCAGUGGCAGGCACUCGAUAUAUUCUACCGCCAGCACGUGCGGACGUAGCCUAAUACGCCUUAGUCGAAUGUGUGGAUGGGACUUUAUAAUUAGCGAUACACUUGCAUAAAGUAUUUUUUUUACUGUCUGGAUCUUGCUGUGUAUUUUCGAAAGUGAUAAUCUUGUACAAUGGUGUAAGGACAUAAGGAGCACGAUCUCUUAUCAAAAGUUGAAAAAGUGUCCAGCAAAAACAGUAGGUAAUGAAUAGUUCAAAAACCUAACCUAAAAUUCUACUAUCUAUGGUUUUUACAAGCAGACACAAUUAUUUGUAUUUAACCAAUAACUACGGUUUGGUUUAUUUUAUUGUAAAUAAAAUUGUUUAUAACUUAAUGUUAUUUUAUUAUAAUUUAUACAAAUAAAUUAUUUUAGAAAUAUC
This is a messenger RNA of Maniola jurtina (meadow brown), 1048 nucleotides long. RefSeq names its product phosphatidylglycerophosphatase and protein-tyrosine phosphatase 1 (gene PTPMT1). The transcript has 6 exons. Bases 97 to 681 code for a protein of 194 amino acids. NCBI's taxonomy places the organism in Eukaryota, Metazoa, Arthropoda, Insecta, Lepidoptera, Nymphalidae. The record is from RefSeq and is a predicted model, not a curated record. Gene Ontology annotation, biological process: protein dephosphorylation. Gene Ontology annotation, molecular function: protein tyrosine/serine/threonine phosphatase activity; phosphatidylinositol-4,5-bisphosphate 5-phosphatase activity; phosphatidylglycerophosphatase activity.